Molecule: messenger RNA, 3398 nt
Organism: Cricetulus griseus (Chinese hamster)
Lineage: Eukaryota; Metazoa; Chordata; Mammalia; Rodentia; Cricetidae
Source: RefSeq, a predicted model, not a curated record
GUCUACCAGGCAGAGUGCAGUGGAAUCCUCUGGUGCUGCCGUCAUGCCGUUCCCGUUUGGCAAGUCUCACAAAUCUCCAGCAGAUAUUGUGAAGAACUUGAAAGAGAGCAUGGCUGUUUUGGAAAAGCAGGACAUUUCUGACAAAAAAGCAGAAAAGGCUACAGAAGAAGUUUCCAAAAAUUUGGUUGCCAUGAAAGAAAUUCUGUACGGCACAAAUGAGAAAGAACCUCAGACAGAAGCGGUAGCUCAGCUGGCUCAAGAGCUGUACAAUAGUGGACUCCUUAGCACUCUGGUAGCUGAUUUACAGCUCAUUGACUUUGAGGGCAAAAAAGACGUGGCUCAAAUUUUCAACAAUAUUCUCAGAAGACAAAUUGGUACAAGAACUCCUACUGUUGAAUACAUCUGCACCCAACAGAAUAUUUUGUUCAUGUUAUUGAAAGGGUAUGAAUCUCCAGAAAUAGCUCUUAAUUGUGGAAUAAUGUUAAGAGAGUGCAUCAGACAUGAACCACUUGCAAAAAUCAUUUUAUGGUCGGAACAGUUUUAUGAUUUCUUCAGAUAUGUUGAAAUGUCAACAUUUGACAUAGCUUCAGAUGCAUUUGCUACGUUCAAGGAUUUACUCACAAGACAUAAAUUGCUCAGUGCAGAAUUUUUGGAACAGCAUUAUGAUAGAUUUUUCAGUGAAUAUGAGAAGUUACUUCAUUCAGAAAAUUAUGUGACAAAGCGACAGUCACUGAAGCUUCUCGGUGAACUGCUGUUAGAUAGACACAACUUCACGAUUAUGACGAAGUACAUCAGUAAACCUGAGAACCUCAAGUUAAUGAUGAACCUCCUCCGAGACAAGAGCCGAAACAUCCAGUUUGAGGCCUUUCACGUGUUCAAGGUGUUUGUGGCCAACCCCAACAAGACACAGCCCAUCCUAGACAUCCUCCUCAAGAACCAGACCAAACUCAUUGAGUUCCUCAGCAAGUUUCAGAACGACAGGACGGAGGACGAGCAGUUCAAUGAUGAGAAGACCUAUUUAGUCAAACAGAUCAGGGAUUUGAAGAGACCAGCUCAGCAAGAAGCCUAAUUUCCAAUAAACGCCUAUGAUAUCCCUUCCAACUUCAGCACUUGCUGUUAGCUACUCAGCAUCAGGCACUCUUAUCGAUUCAUGAGGAACAUUACUGCUAAUCUGCUGUUAAGUGAACGGUUUUCAUUUUACCUUUUUGUUUUUCAGUCCAGGUUGGAGAACGUAGCUGCUGCUUGCACAUUAGAGCGCACAUGGUCUUUCCCUUGAUCUCUGUGUCAUUUCAGAACUCACAGACUCCAUUUGCUACAGGAGUUCUGAACAUGGCUGGGUUCAUGAAGGCAAAUGCGGGAUGAGAGUGGUCUAGGGAAAAGACAUUGAUGACAUCAGCUGAUACCUGUACAUCGGCACUGCUCUUUGCAGAUCUCUGCAGUAUGGCAUGGCAUGGGUACACUUGGCAUCCCAGAGCCAGAUCAUCCACCAUCACCGAAGGAACAUGGCGUGUACAGGGAUUUUUUGGAGAUCAAAGGGGAACUGUAUCCAGAGUGAGCUUUGGGGAGGAUAAAGUUGGCGUGCAAAUAAAUUGAUACUGAAACAUAGCAACUUCUCAAGUGUGGCGCUUCGUAAGGUCAUAAGGAAAGUGUAUAUAUGCUUUUCACAGCUUUCUAGAACUUUUUGACAUUUGAUUUUCUUGAGACUUGUGAACCUGGAUGUGUUGAAGGGUAUUUGUUAAUUUUACUUUGGAAGGUAUUUUAAAACAGUAGAGCUAGCAAACACCUUACGUUUCAUUUCAACACUGCUUACAGGUUUCUUUUGUAUAUAAUUCUUAGAAUGCUCAUUUCUUUUAAAUUGUUUAAUUUGUACAGCAGAGGAAUGUUAUUGUAGUAGUAUGUAACUAUUACCUGAGUUUUGCAAAAAAAAAAAAAAAAAGCUCAUAUGUAAUUGAAAUACUUGAGAUCACAUGAAAAUGCUGAUUUUAACAUUUAAGGAUCACAGCACUAAAAGAAAAAGAACCAGUCCCUUGUGUUCAGUUACCCAAUGGGGCGCCGUUGGUAGGCGGAACUACAGACCUGGAACUCAGUUCGCCAGAUGGACUUGGAGAAUAUUGGCCUUAUUCAUUUAAAAUGAUUCCUAAGAUUGCCAUAUCUAUGAAUGACACAGAUUAUGCUAAUAAUGCUGAUUCUUGAUUCUUUGUGGGUCGGGGCCUCUGUAGAGCACCUUUCUUUCUUAGAGUAAGUGAUCCCCAGUACAGUAGUUGGGAAACUGAGUAAUUAAAACUUUGGCUUCUCUUAGGAAAAGAAGAGCCCUAGUCCUAGAUGUCCUCUGGGGAGAUUGUUUUUAAUGUCCUUUUCCUUAAUGCUGCAAAUUAUCAGUAUUUAUAAAGCAACUGAUUUUGCACCACUUUUUGUGACUGUGACCACAACAGAACAAUAUCUCCUAGACUGUAUCUACAUAAAGUUACUAGAAUGGUGUCUGUUCGUCUCAGUGACACACAGAUCACAACUAACAACUUAAAAAUCAGAGUUUGCCCCAUCCAAUUCAGCAUGGCUGUAGCUGACUAAAAAAUUGACAUAAUUCUUUGCUAGCCUCUCUUACUAACUGAAUGAUCCAUUGGCCAGUAAAAGGAGCCUCCCAGCUGGUGUUUGAGCAGGCUUUAAGGUUUCCUUCAAGAGAAACAAGCUAGAAAAACCACUCCAGAAGAUACAGGUGUGUUCUAUUUCAUUUAAAUGGCAGUCUACAGUAAAGAGUUUCCAAGGCCCUUUCCACUGGGGGUUGUUUGAGAGAGAGGGGGGAGGAGAGGGAGAAUUUGUGUUCCCUAGAAAUAGGGAAAGCAUUGAGUCUCCUGGAGGAGGAAAUCCUCAGCAGGAGGCAGAUUCCAAUGCUAUGAUUUAGUAUGCCAUCGCUCAGGUGAAAGGGUGUCUCCUUGUUAAGCCAGCUCUUAGAGCCUCAGACAGCAAACAGCUUCCACCUGGUCAGACAUGAAGUAGCGCUAGAGUCUGGGGUGGAAAAGGAAGUGGCUGUGUCAGAAAAACGUGUGUCACCAGUGCAUCGGGAGCUGGAGGCAGAGAAGACUUCUGGACUGUUUUUAAACAGAACAAUGUGAAAACAUUCAAAAUUGAAAAGUUGCAUUUGAUGUGUGAUCAUUUACUAGGUUCCUAUUACCAAAACGAUUAUCCUGGGUGUGGAUUCUUUGAUGUUAUAAAGGUUUAAUUUUACUUAAGGCAGUUACUUAAUGUGAUUUUUUUUAACCCUUAAAAAAAAAAAAGUGGGAGAUGUAUACAAUUGUUAAUGACAUGGAAGUGUUUCCUUUCUCCUGAGGAAAAGUGAAUUUCUUAUCAGAUAUCUGGCUGGCCCUGUAAUUUAAAUUAAAAUAAAAUUUUGGAGAAACUGC